CAAGUUAUACAAAACUUGUCUGUAUAGAGUGUAUUUUUUUUUAUUUGACUCAAAAUUGCAUAGUUUCAUUUUUAAUAAUCUGUUAUAUCAAUUGUGGAUAAACAUAGAAACAGUAAAGAAAACAAUCGUUUUAUUUAUGAUUUUUAAAAGUAUUUGCAUUUAAUAAUUUGCUUCGUCUAUAGAAAAUAUAAUAUUCAAAAAAAAAUGCAGUGGAAUUUUAAGUACUUCACCGAACGAAAUCAAUGAUAAACAGUAAAUUAAAGUAGCUUUAGGGCGAAAGCGAGCGAGAGAAUCUAAGAGAGUGAGAACGAACGCGCGCGCGAGACAGAGAGAGAUAGAAAGAGAUUUGGCCAUCAAUAGUGAAUAUUGAUAGCAGGAAAAAUCAAUAAAUAGUUAAAGUGUAUUUUCAUCUCAUACAAAAUGAGUACAAUUCUUAAUAACGUAUCAACGUCAUUGAUUAUACUAGCUGUUAUAAUUCUCACAUUCGAUUCACAAAGUGGAGCAUUUGCGACUGAACAGAAGCCUGAAUCUCUGCUGUGGCAAAUAAGCUCAACUCAAACACCAAAAAUUUCAACAGUUUUAUCUUCGAUUAACACAUCUACAUCAAUUGGAUCUACGACAUCAUCAACUGAUGCAAUUCUUCCUAACGACGAAGGACUUGAAGGAUCCGGUGGACGUGGAGAAAUUCAUGACGAUUUAGAAAAAGAACCUGAAUAUUCUGGAUCUGGUUUUGGACCUGAUGAUGAGGAUUCAUCUUCAUCAACAACACAUCACCGCAAGAAAGGAGGAUAUAAAUCAAACACAGGCAACAGUGGAUAUAAACCAAUAAAUAGUAAGAACAAAGAAUCUACUCCGGAAAUUGAAAUAAACAAACAAACCGAAAAGCCCACAUUCCCAAUUGAUACGAUUGAUGAAGAUCAGGAACAGGGCUCGGGUAAAGGCGAUGACAUAGAUGGCGAUGACACCGACGAAUUUGAUCAGAAACACCGAAUUGUGCCAGAUGGAGAAGGAGAGGGUGAAAAUGGAGGAAACAAUGUUCUCAUUCCAAGCGGUAAACCCGACUUAAAUAAUCACGGAAAUCCAGAUGAUGGGGAUGGUGACGAUGAUCUCAUUACAGAAAUCGACAAUACCGACGACAUCUCAAUUGACAAACCAAGCAGCGAAACGGAUACUGAUUUGAGUUACGGUGAACAGAACGAAAUUGACUUGGACAAAACCGGAAAAAGUGACACAUCUACUGGUAAACCGUCAUCGGGAAUUGAACAAAGUCACACACCAACUGGAAACGAAGUGUUCAUCAUGGACAAUCGACCCGAAGAUCGAACAACCAGCUUUUUUGCACAACCAGGCAUUUUGGCCGCUGUUAUUGGAGGAGCCGUUGUUGGACUUUUAUGUGCCAUUUUAGUUGUAAUGUUCAUCGUUUAUCGGAUGCGGAAAAAGGAUGAAGGUUCAUAUGCACUGGAUGAACCAAAGCGAUCACCAGCCGUCAAUUCAUAUGCAAAAAAUGCAAAUAAUCGGGAGUUUUAUGCCUGAGAUCAUUUUACAUUAAAUUAAAAGAACACACAGACACACAAAACGAUAUGAAUAUAUACAUGAACAACAACAGUAUAAUUUUUUAGCAUUUGCCAAACAACUUAUAUUUUCAUAGGGAAAAAAGAAACUACGAAAAAAAGUAAAAUAAAUGAAUACUUUAUGUAAUUGAAACAUAUAGCAAAAAAAUGCCAAUGAUCAUAUUAAAAACAAAUUGAUAUUACAAUCACAUUCAAAAUCAAUUAUAUCAAUACGUACUGUAUAGAUGCAUCAACAAAAAAAAACCAAAUAACAAAAAAAUAUUGACAAAUAAAUGGCAUUUGCUCAACAACAAGAAAUUUACACACACAUAAAUUGAUGGCAAUAUGAGAUAUCUAUUUGACAUUUUCUUAGGAAAAUCAUUAUAAAAUUGAAAUGAAAAAUAAUUGACAUUAAAUCUAUUAAUUGAUAAAAACAAACGAGAGAAUUAAUUGAAUGAAAAUGAAGAAUGUAAGAGAAAAAAAAAACAGAAAAAAAUACAAUGAAAAAUCUAUGUGAACUACUAAAAAUAACGAAUAUUUUUUAAUCGAAGAUAUGUUACAGAAGGACAAAAAAAAUCUAGAAAAUUUAUAACAAUUCUUUUGCUAGAGUCGAGGCCGAUAAUCAAGCAAUCUGAUUAUUUCACAAUAUGAAACUUUGGUAUGAAGAAAUACAAAAAAAAAAAUAAUAAUAAAAUUUGAAUAUGUUAUUCAACUUAAAAAAAAUUUAUUGAAUGUGCAUAUUAAACCUUGAUCACAUUUAAAUCAGAUAUGAGGAAUAAAUUCUUGAUUGAGUGCGGCGCGCUUUAUGAUAUAUUUAAUUUUCUUCUUUAUUUUAUCUUACUAGAACACCGCACAACAAAUCUGUUGUCAUUUAGCAUUAAUGACAAAUCUAACAUGAACAUUACUGUCUGAAAAAAACAUUAACAAAACAAAAAUUAUAGAAGUAAAUAUGAAGUUUUAUAUAGUUGUAAUUUUGAAAAAAUGUGGACAUAAUUUUCAAUUUUUUUUGGCAAAAGGCUGACUUGCAUUUCAAGUAUUAAAAAACAAGGCAUAAAUGGGACAAAAAAAAACAUUUAAUUAAAUACCAGUUAGAAAACGAUGGAGUAUAAUAUUUUAAGCAAAACCACAUAGUUUAAUAUGUUCAGAAGUAAAAGAAAAGGAAUUUUUUUUAACAUGUUCCAAAAUACCGAUACAAAAGAGUCAAUCGAAGGCAAUGGAAGCGUAUAGAAAGUGUGUAUACAUUUAUUUCGAUCAAACGCAAUUGUGUUGGAACAUCAAUAAAUAACAUUAAAUAUUCGCACAGUUUGACUUUAUGUGACGUGAAAUGCUGAAAUCCCAAUAAAAACUCAACCCAAAUGAUGCAAAAACAUGCUCGAACAAAUAUACAAUACAAAUUGAUUUCAACCAAAAAUCAUACACACGACGCAUUUAUCAAAGCAUCUUAUUGAACAUUACAAACAAUUAAAAAGAGCUUUGGGUAUAGAUAUUCAAAUUCAUUUGAUAAAAAGUAAUAAAAUUUAUGGCAAACGACAUCAUUUUCUGCGAUGAUUUGCAGAAAAGGGUGUGAGCGUGCGCCAUACGUAUAUAAAUCUACCCAAAUCGUGCGAUUCUUUAUGGCGAUUUCCAUGAAAUUAUAUUUAUUUUUUAUUAACUUAUUUCUUCAAAAUACGUGGGCGCGCUUCGAUUUAUUUCUGCUCCAUAUGCAUAUGAUUAUAACAACAUUUGGGUCACAUGGGUAAAUUUAGUUUCUUUUUUUUCGUUUUAAUCAUUCAAAUUCGAAUAAUUCAACAGUAUUUUUUAGACCUUAGACUAAGAUUCCAGAGAAGGUUUUUUUUUUAUUUUUCAAAAAAUCCAAAUCGUCAUUUGAUUUUUAAAACGUGUCACAAAUAGUUGCUACAUUGGAAUUCAUGCUGAUAUUAAACAACAUCAUAGGGUAUUAGAUAUCAGAUGAUACAAACAGAUACAUACAGAUUACUGUGCCAUACACAAAUCCACACAACAUACCUACAUUAAAAAAAAAA
Contarinia nasturtii (swede midge) is the source of this 3571-nucleotide messenger RNA. Its product is annotated as syndecan-like. Gene Ontology annotation, biological process: cell migration. Gene Ontology annotation, cellular component: membrane; cell surface. NCBI's taxonomy places the organism in Eukaryota, Metazoa, Arthropoda, Insecta, Diptera, Cecidomyiidae. The record is from RefSeq and is a predicted model, not a curated record. Bases 421 to 1533 code for a protein of 370 amino acids. The transcript has 7 exons.